Haplochromis burtoni (Burton's mouthbrooder) is the source of this 2080-nucleotide messenger RNA. Its product is annotated as proteinase-activated receptor 4. Gene Ontology annotation, cellular component: membrane. The transcript is spliced from 5 exons. Gene Ontology annotation, molecular function: G protein-coupled receptor activity. The record is from RefSeq and is a predicted model, not a curated record. Bases 775 to 1956 code for a protein of 393 amino acids. Gene Ontology annotation, biological process: positive regulation of Rho protein signal transduction; phospholipase C-activating G protein-coupled receptor signaling pathway. NCBI's taxonomy places the organism in Eukaryota, Metazoa, Chordata, Actinopteri, Cichliformes, Cichlidae.
GGUAAAUGCAGUACAUGAGGUUGUUUUAGUGACCUGAGAGCCACUGAUUCCUUCCAGAGCAGCUAAAGUCCAGUUUGCUCUUUUGCAGAUGUUCCUGCUGUGCUCUGCAGGGCACACAGAGGCCAUCUGAGCCUGAGCUCGUGUGGAGCGUCAGACAUGAACAACGCCCUAAACUUCUGCAUUAGCCACAGACGGGAAGUCUGCUUAUCAGCUGCUAACCGCUCGGGAAGAUGGAGAUAGUUUCUCACUAGUUAGUUUCUGAGGACUGAAGCAGAGCUGCACGUCUGAGUGUGACGUCAGUGUGAGGCCAGGUGAGAGCAGUGCAGUAAAAGUGGAAAAUGCUUCAGAGUAGAAACGCAGCUUGCCCCACUGAGCUCUGAUUGGGUGUGGGUUGUGGAGAGGAUGGCGGGGAGAUAGUAGGAAGCAGGUACGUCAGGACUUCUAUACUUCUGAGGACAUAACAGUUUUUAAAAGUCUACAAACAAAACCAGCUAGCCUGAAGUGAGAAGAGGAAGACACGCACGGGUCCUCAAAGAGGCACACAUACCAGACACAGACACACACUUGGAUUGCAUCACCAGGGGAGGGGACAGCACAGCAGCUCUGAGAUCAGACAGAACGCCUCAGACCACAGACGGGACUACUACUGACAGCAUUACUACCAAUACUACCAGUACCGCUGAUACUGGGAGAGAGUACUGUCAGUACUAGUCUGAGGUGAACUGAAAAACAUCUGCUGCAGCUGUGACUCAGUGAAGAAGAAGAAGAAAUACAAUGAGGGGGCUCACUGGGACUCUCCUGCUCUUUGUCUGCCUGCUGGCGUUCGUCUGUAGCGUCUCUCCUCCUCUUCCUCACCCCACAGAUGAAUGUCCUUUUAUGGCCAUCCGUCUGCGGACCUUCCGGCUCAGGCCUGCCUGUAAUGGGACAACUCUGAAGGAAAAGCAGCUGAAGGAGAUCCAGGCUCCAGCCACCAACCUGUACCUGCCCAUCCUCUACCUGCUCGCCUUUGUGGUCGGUCUGCCCUCCAACUUGCUGGCUCUCUGGGUUCUGGUGUUCCGGACCAAACAGCUGCCGUCCACCACGCUGCUCCGACUGCCUGCUACUCAUGGCGUUGCCAUUUCGGAUCGUCUACCACUUCCGGGGGAACAACUGGGAGCUCGGCGAGCCCUUCUGCCGCUUUGUCAUGGCGAUCUUUUACGGCAACAUGUACGGCUCCAUGUGGUGUCUGGCCUUGGUGUCCCUGGACCGAUACAUCGCUUUGGUCCACCCAUUUCGCGCCAGGACUCUGCGCAGCCAGCAGGUGUCUCUGUGUAUGUCAGUGGUGGUGUGGUGGUUCUGGUUGCCAUGCUGCCACUGCUGCUGUCACGGCAGACCUACGAAGUCAGCACGCUGCAGAUCACCACUUGCCACGAUGCGCUUCCAGAGGAUGAGCAUGAAAACUACUUCUUGCCGUAUUUCGCCACCCUGUUCGCCACCUGCUUCCUGCUACCCUUAGCCAUUGUCCUGUACUGCCACAGCACUGUGUUGCGCACCUUGCUGGCCGGGGGAAAAUUCUACGGUCACGCCAUCCGGGUGACGGUACUGGUGCUGCUGGUCUUCAUCGUGUUUCUGCUGCCGAGCAACAUCCUCCUCCUCCUCACCUAUGCUGACAGCUCACUGGAUGGAGAUGGAGAGGACCUCUACAUGCCCUACAUGGUGAGCUUGGCGGUGAGCACCUUCAACAGCUGCAUCGUCCCGUUCAUUAUCUACUACGUGUCCACAGAGUUCCGGCAAAAGGCCAAGAGCACUUUGUGCUGCCACUGCGAUUCUGAGGAUAAAACAUACUCUCUGGUCAAGAAUAUGUCAUCUUUAUCAUCAGGCCCAAGGUCAAAGGUCACCCUGCUGUCCAUGUCCAGUCGACAGAGGCCACCUGAGAUGCCAUGCAGCUCCCAGGAGAACAGAGUAACGGACACCUGACUGCAGGCUGUCACGCAAAUGUCUUCAAAUUGUUGAACUGCUCAUUUAAAUGAGGAACUACGGUAUAUUGAUCUCUUAUUGGCUCUGAUCACGUCAGAUGAUGUCACAUGUUUAAUGAUUUUUU